Strongylus vulgaris is the source of this 1034-nucleotide messenger RNA. Lineage: Eukaryota; Metazoa; Nematoda; Chromadorea; Rhabditida; Strongylidae. The record is from the annotation of a GenBank genome assembly.
AUGAUCGUGAUAAAUAGCAUCGACUACUCGGCGGAUGGAUUAACGAUGAUAACAUCAAGCGACGAUGACUCCAUCUUCAUUUACAGCAUGCAGACUGGGACUCGAACCCGAAAUGUAAAUAGCAAAAAAUAUGGUGUUGAUCUCAUUCGAUUUUCGCACAACACAAGCAACGCUAUCCAUUGCUCUACUAAGGUUGACGAUACCAUUCGAUAUUUAUCCCUUCAUGACAACAAGUACAUCAGAUACUUUCCUGGACAUACGAAAAAUAUUAGACGUGUCUUAGCACUGAUUUUAAGAGUGAUGUGUCUAAGUAUGAAUCCCACUGAUGACACUUUCCUCUCCGAUACCAUUCGAUAUUUAUCCCUUCACGACAACAAGUACAUCAGAUACUUUCCUGGACAUACGAAAAAAGUGAUGUGCCUAAGUAUGAAUCCCACUGAUGACACUUUCCUCUCCGGGUCGUUAGAUAAAACUAUUCGUCUUUGGGAUUUGCGCUCUCAAAAUUGCCAGGGUUUGAUGCAAGUGAACGGGAAGGCAAUCGCAGCUUUUGAUCCAGAGGGAUUGAUUUUUGCUGCUGGUAUCAAUAAUGAGCAAGUGAAAUUGUAUGAUCUGAGGUCUUUCGACAAGGGGCCUUUCACAACGUUCAAAUUGGAGGCGGAACGUUCCUGUGAAUGGUCGGGUAUGACAUUUUCGCCAUGUGGCAAGUACAUCAUGAUCAAUACCAACGGAACUGUGAUUAGACAUACAGUUGAGACAAAACUCUCAUUCUCUUUCAUGGUUGCACAAAUUGCGAAUGCAGCAGUUGUUAAUUCUGAUCAGUGCGAACGAGAACGUAGGUAUUUACUACGUGUUUUGUUCUUUCACACACAUCUUGAAACUACUUUUCGCCAUACAUUGGUGUUUCUCGGUCAGGCAAAUGCACAAAAUUUGAUGGAAGAAGAGGUAAGCAACUCUAUGUCUGCUAUUCUAAAACGUACAGUGUUUUUUGCACAAAAUAAUGGAUUGGAAUUUGUACGCUUUUUAAUAAAAUGAAA